Molecule: messenger RNA, 771 nt
Organism: Eremothecium cymbalariae DBVPG#7215
Lineage: Eukaryota; Fungi; Ascomycota; Saccharomycetes; Saccharomycetales; Saccharomycetaceae
Exons: 1
Coding region: 1-771 (256 amino acids)
Source: RefSeq, a predicted model, not a curated record
AUGAGAUUUGCUAUGAUCAGAGAUAUAAAACUAUCCAAUACAUGGAAAACGUUCGUGAGCGUGUUUCAAAAAUUAGUUGAUUUUAUUGUUCGUUACCAAGCAUUAUACAUAUUUCCAAAUAACCACACGCUAGACCCACCCAGAAUGUUUUACUCGGUCCUUCCUCCUCCAUUAUCGCGAACGACAUCGGAUGCGUUCUUUAGGAAUAACAGCAGUUCAGCAGGGUUACUUAGUGAAACAUUUCAUAUUCUAUUCCUGUCAUUCCUAGUGGGUACUCUAAUGUCAUUAGUGAAAUGCAUGAAGAAGGCAGGAAUAUUAAUACAGCGCAGUCAUCUGGAAUUAGAAGAUACUUUAAGUUACCGUGACAGCAUACCUUAUUGUGGCUUAGGUCAAAAGGCAGAUAGUGAUUUUUCAAAGGUUAUUUCGAUAGACUUUUAUAAUAGUGAAAGUGGCUAUGUGGAGUCCAUUAUGUUAGCGGAUCGUCUAGAACCUGACUACGAUUCUGAUUAUGACCCUGAACUGGAUUCGGCAACCGAAUUCGAAACUAACAUCAAAGACUUUCUACUUGUAUCAGAAACCAACAAUAGCACGAGCACCAGCAGCAUCACCACCAUUGCUCCUAUGUUUAACACCCAAAAAAAACCUCUGCCUACUGAUGUUUUUGAUAUUGGUCAUUUAUCGAUGAGGUUUAACUCCAUAAGAUCCCUAGGAAUCAGUGGCACAACUACCAAUAACAAAACUGCAAAACCAAGUGAUAUAUUGAUCUGGUGA